AUGCUGCACCAGGAAAGCAGCAGGAUCAUUCUCUGUCAGAAGCAGCAGGAGGCUGCAAGCUUAUCAGAUGCGCUCAUCACUCCGGAUAAAAAGUUGCAGCAGCAGAACGGGUCGGCAGGCUCGUCGUCAAGAAGAUUAUUCGGGGUGGGCGAACCUACUCAGAAAGAUGUGAGCAGCGGCGGUGGGGAGAGUGAGGAAGUUCAGAGCAGGAAACGGCCUUGCCACGACCAAUGUUCGUACGAUGCGCCAAUAAUGGACCAGCAAGGGACCCUAGGAGGCGAGCAGACGAAGAGGCAAGCGACUAGGCGCCUUUUUGGAAGCUCGCCGAGCCCAGAGCAGAUGGACCAAUUCUUCAAGAAUGCUGAGCAGCAGGCUCGCACGGCCUUCGAACGGUGUUGGAGCAUCGAUGCCUCCAAGAUGCAACCUGUCAAGGAUGGCCGCUGGCGUUGGACGGUGGUUGCGCGGCACAUGACGGGCGUGACCGUCCGCCCUGAAGCCAUCUGA
Coccomyxa subellipsoidea C-169 is the source of this 504-nucleotide messenger RNA. RefSeq lists its product as hypothetical. Gene Ontology annotation, cellular component: nucleus. NCBI's taxonomy places the organism in Eukaryota, Viridiplantae, Chlorophyta, Trebouxiophyceae, Coccomyxaceae. The coding region runs from base 1 to 504 and encodes 167 amino acids. The transcript is spliced from 2 exons. The record is from RefSeq and is a predicted model, not a curated record. Gene Ontology annotation, biological process: regulation of cell cycle. Gene Ontology annotation, molecular function: cyclin-dependent protein serine/threonine kinase inhibitor activity.